GCCGGCCUGGCCUCCGGCAGCGGCAGGGCCCGGGGCUGCUGAGAUCUGCCAUUGGAUUAAAAUAGCAUCGUCUGUCCUGCCCUCCGGCUGCAGAGCCGCAGCAUUGUCUGGGAGCAGCAGGAAUGUGAAGAUGGCUGCAGACCUGGGAGAGCUGCUCGUGCCUUACAUGCCCACCAUCAGGGUGCCCAAGUCAGGGGACAGGGUCUACAAGACGGAGUGCGCCUUCUCCUACGACUCCCCUCUUUCUGAAGGAGGUCUGUAUGUGUGUAUGAGCACAUUCCUUGGAUUUGGAAGGGAACAUGUGGAGCGGCAUUACAGGAAGACGGGACAGAGCGUGUAUCUGCAUCUAAAACGCCAUGUAAGACAGAAAGAAACUGGAGCAUCUGGUGGAGCCCUUCCUAGACGUAUUAAUGGCAAGUUAUUUUUAGAUCUUGAAAUAGAUGCUGAUUUCAACAGUGAUGAUUAUGAACUUGAAGAUGAAGCCAAACUUGUUAUAUUUCCAGAUCACUUUGAAAUUGCCUUACCUAAUAUAGAGGAGCUCCCAGCUCUGGUAACCAUAGCUUGUGAUGCUGUUCUGAAUUCCAAGUCUCCGUACAGAAAGCUGGAACAGGAGUCCUGGGAAGAAGAACCACAAGUAUCAAAGUUUGCAAAUAACCUUGUGCAGAUAGACAAUGGUGUAAGAAUUCCACCAAGUGGCUGGAAAUGUGCUAAAUGUGAACUACGAGAAAACUUGUGGCUUAACCUGACCGAUGGUUCCAUAAUGUGUGGGAAAUGGUUUUGCUCAGGCAGUGGUGGGAAUGGACAUGCCUUAGAGCACCACAAGCAGUUGGGCUACCCUCUGGCUGUGAAGCUUGGAACUAUUACACCAGAUGGAGCAGAUGUGUAUUCCUUUGAUGAAGAAGAAACUGUAUUAGACCCUCACCUUGCCAAACAUCUUGGGCAUUUUGGGAUUGACAUGCUACAAAUGCAAGGGUCAGAGAAUGGUGUGAUGGAUAAUGAAGUUAAACCAAGGGUUAGUGAGUGGGAAAUCAUCCAAGAAACUGGACUUAAGUUGAAACCAAUGUUUGGCUCUGGAUACACUGGUAUUAGGAACCAGGGGAACAGCUCCUACCUCAGCACAGUGAUGCAGGUCAUCUUCAGCAUACCAGAAUUCCAGAGAGCUUAUGUAGGAAAUCUGACCCGGAUAUUUGACUAUGCUCCUCUGGAUCCCACACAUGACUUCAGCACCCAGAUGGCUAAACUCGGUCACGGUCUGCUCUCUGGACUGUACUCAAAGCCACCAGUGAAAUGUGAGCUGAUAGAGCAGGUGAUGAAAGAAGAGCACAAGCUUCAACCGAAAGGAAUUACAACUCGAAUGUUCAAAGCCUUUAUAAGCAGAUGGCAUACAGAGUUCUCCUCAAACAGACAACAAGACGCUCAAGAGUUUUUCUUGCACCUUAUUGGUCUGGCAGAGAGAAACAGCAUCGGCUCAGAAAAUCCCACUGAUGUCUUCAGGUUUCUAGUAGAAGAGCGGACGCAGUGUUGCCAAUCAAGAAAGGUUCGCUACACCGAAAGAGUUGAUUAUAUCAUGCAGUUACCUGUGGCUAUGGAAGCGGCAAUAAAUAAAGAUGAUUUGAUUGCCUAUGAGCUAAAGAGAAGAGAGGCAGAAAGUGCAAAAAGACCACCCCCGGAAAUAGUGCGCGCUAGGAUCCCAUUCAGUGCCUGUAUUCAGGCAUUCUCUGAGCCUGAGAAUGUGGAUGACUUCUGGAGCAGUGCUCUUCAAGCCAAGUCUGCAGGUGUUAUGACAUCUCGCUUUGCUUCAUUCCCAGAAUACCUGGUAAUCCAGAUAAAGAAGUUUACAUUUGGUCUUGACUGGGUACCUAAAAAACUUGAUGUAGCAGUGGAAAUGCCUGAUGUCCUGGAUGUUAAUAAUCUCCGAGCUAAAGGUCUGCAGCCAGGAGAAGAAGAGCUCCCAAACAUUGCUCCUCCCAUUGUUAUUCCAGAUGACCCCAAAGAUCGUUUCAGGAACCAUUUCAUGGAAGCUCCUGACAUAGACGAGUCUUCUGUCAUGCAGCUGGCUGAGAUGGGUUUUCCACUGGAGGCUUGUCGGAAGGCUGUCUACUACACUGGAAGCAUGGGUGCAGAAUUAGCUUUCAACUGGAUAAUUGCACACAUGGAAGAUCCUGAUUUUGCAGAGCCAUUAAAUAUCCCUGGAUUCGCUGCUGCAUCUGCUCAACCAUCCUAUGAACUCCAUGCACAGAUCAACCUACCACCAGAAGAGAUCGUAGCUCUGAUCACAUCCAUGGGUUUCCAGAGAAGGCAAGCUAUUCAGGCGUUGAGGGCAACAAAUAACAAUCUGGAGCGAGCCCUUGACUGGAUAUUCUCUCACCCUGAAUGUGAAGAUGAAGCUGCUAAUACUUCACAAUCUGUGGAUGAUGAAAACAAUCACCAAUCAAAUGGAAUCCUGACCGACAAUGAACAAGAAGGCCCUCGCGUAAAAGACGGAAACGGAAGGUAUGAACUGAUUGCCUUUAUCAGUCAUAUAGGAACAUCGACGAUGUCUGGGCAUUAUGUGUGUCACAUCAAAAAGGAAGGAAGAUGGGUGAUUUAUAAUGACCAUAAAGUUUCAGCCUCUGAGCGACCACCUAAGGACUUGGGCUACCUUUACUUCUAUCAUAGGAUAGCUUGCUGAGCCUUCACUAAGGGAGCUGCCAGGGCGUUUAUACCACCUCAAGAAAGAAUGCCGGACUGCCAGAAGCCCCAAGAGAAAUUUACAGUAUUGUUUGCUUAAAGAAAACUUAUGUUUGCUGCUUGGUUAAGCGUAAUACUGGAAAUUUCGACUUUGCAAAACCAUAAAUUGUUUUGUGCAAUUUUAAAUGAGAACGGAUGAGUGUGUUACCUUUUACUUCACUACAAACGUUAGGAAUGUUUGCUGUCUUGGAACAACUGAUAACUGGAAAUAAGUGAGGAUAGAAGCUGUCGCCUAAGUGUGCAAGGAAUCCACUAUGUUUCUGUAGUUUGUUAAUAUUGCUCAGCAGGUGGCGCUGUUACUACAUGUCUGAAUGCAGAGUGGAAGCAUGCAGCCGAUCUAGGUUAUAAAGUAGCUGAAAAAGGCUUAUAAAUUGUCACCGAUAACUAAUAUUCACCCCAUGUCGACAUAAUAUGCAAAUGGUUCCAACUGAAUAGAUAGACGGGAAUAUAAAUAGAUAGGAAUUUAUAGAGCGAGUGCGACGUAUCCCAUUCUCCAGCCCUUAUUCUUUUGUUUUAGUAAUCUCCUUUAAGCCUCUGCUAAGUCCUUCUUUGCAAUCUGUGUACUUUGCUGGCAAAGUUAUAGAUGUAGUUCAGUAUUAGAACCUCUUGAGAAGAUGCGCUCACAUUUUCAUGUGAUUCCCUUUUGUAAACCCAAGGCAGUCAGUAGGAUUACUUACCAUCUAAGACAGACAUACUGACUCGCCCGGAGGCUCAGCAAAGAUUACAGAGCACUUUCUGAGUGCUGCAGUUACAUGCUCCCUCCAAACCUUCACUUGUAUUGUCUGUAUUUGUUAUCAUCCAUACAGAGCAGAUAUAUUCAGAAUGAUGAGCAUUCUGGGGGUGACGAGAACCUCUCUGCUAGGUCUUAGACUGCAGUAGUAUCGGACACGUACUAGAGACUCCUUUAUUAAUUUUGUCAUGCAUCUUAUCACAGAGCUUGAAGUGGCCAUCCUCAUUCUGAUAGACUGAACACAAUUGAAAUCAACGUUAAAGACGUUUUUUAGGGUGUAAGGAGUGGUAUAAAAAAAGUGCCGCUAAUCCAAUGGUAUCAUUUUCUGAAUGGAGCUGAUAACGUGCAGUCUAAGCACAUGACAGCAGCAGUCAAUUGCUGGCUUCAGCGGUCUCAUCUGUACGACUAAACUGAUGAGGCCAUUGAUUGGCGGUAAUAGUCAUGUGGCUGGACAGCAUAUAAUCUGCUGCAUGGAAGUGUACAGAGACUGACUCUGCUGAACCGGUCAGAGACGGUGGCAUGCCCGGAUACUACAGUAUUUUCUGGAUAACCCCUUAAUGGAGUAUAAAAAAUAGUAUAAAAAAAAGACACAGGUCCAUCAAGUCCAACCUAUAACCCUAACAUGCUAAUCCAGAGGAAGGCAAAACCCCUUAAUUUGCCCCAUAUUAGAGAAAAAAUCCCUUUCUGCCUCCAUGUAUGUCAGAAUAAAUUGCUGGAUCGACACCCAUAACUUAAAAAUAUCUUACUUUUCAGAUAAAAUAUGCCCAAAGUUUUGAAAUGUCUAUUGGCCUGAAACUAUGAGGUGUCCCUUCUGUUGAAGCCAUUGCCUGCAGUGGUGACCCCUGUCAGCCAGCGAUUGGCUGCACAAGUGUCUUCAGGCAUUUCCUGCGUAUUAAGAUAAAACCAGGAAAACUGGGGAGCGGCAGGGGGUCAGAGGAAGAAUAUGGGUUUUUGGUGGCCUUUUCUAAUUUUACCUCCUGAACAAGCCAUUGAAUGUGCACUAUACAUCGGUGAUAUAUUGUUUUGUUCCUUAUUAUAAAUCAAAUAUAUUUCUUAUAGUUGAUACAAAGAGAACAAAGACCUUAAAAUUGCUCUUUCUGUUUUUACAGAUGAAUCAUUAAAUUGUAGUCAACAAAAUGCAUAAUUGGUUGAUGACAAAACUUGGGUAGUGACCAAGACGAUUGAGGCCGAGCCAAGUGUUAUUUUAAUUAGUUAUUAAAUCUGUGCCCAUAUACACUGGUUUGUAGUACAAAGAUUCAGUAUGUGAGGCUGAGACUAUUGUGUGUGUGUGUGUGUGUGUAUAUAUAUAUAUAUAUAUAUAUAUAUAUCUCCUAAGUCAUGAAGAACGCUGAGAACACAGCCUGACUCGCACACAUUUACUUUGCUGACUCAGGUUUUUUUUAACGUUACCGAGUCAGAAUACCUGCCUGGAAUAGAAUUCCCCUGACUGUGUACGAGAGCCAUUGCCAUUUGGCUUCAUUUGCAGAGUCCUGUCUAAAGCAAUCACAUGAAUUCAGGAUUACAAAGGCAUUUAUAGGUUGUGACCAGCCUGCCAACCAGCUCCGAGAAAGAUGCAGUGAUAUAUAUCGCCAUAUAGUGCAGCAUUUACCAAAAUGUCAACUCCACUUUGUCAUUAUCUGUUUGGCUUUGUCUUCAUUUUUCCAGUUUGAGCAACUUAAAGGGGUAUCUCGUUAUAUAUAAGGUUUAUCCCAUGGAACCCCCCUGAAAUGAACUGAGGGGCCGGUCGGCCAUGUGUACGGCCACUCCAUUCAUUUCUAUGAGAGUUCUGAGCACUGUACUUUGCCAUCUCCUGAACGCCCAUAGAAAUGAAUGGGGCGGCUGUGUGCAUGCCCAAUUGAACACUUCGAGGUACAAGAUUGGUAGGGGUCUCAGAGGGAUAACUUUAUACAACCGGAAUACCACUUUAAGUAUCAUGUACUGUAUAAUAAAAAAUUAUGAAAUUUUG
Messenger RNA from Bufo gargarizans (Asiatic toad), 5426 nucleotides. It is a transcript of the gene USP13, whose product is annotated as ubiquitin specific peptidase 13. Bases 131 to 2671 code for a protein of 846 amino acids. Gene Ontology annotation, molecular function: zinc ion binding; protein binding; cysteine-type deubiquitinase activity. The transcript is spliced from 21 exons. The record is from RefSeq and is a predicted model, not a curated record. Lineage: Eukaryota; Metazoa; Chordata; Amphibia; Anura; Bufonidae. Gene Ontology annotation, biological process: protein deubiquitination.